Messenger RNA from Impatiens glandulifera, 974 nucleotides. Its product is annotated as protein EMBRYO DEFECTIVE 1674. The transcript has 5 exons. The record is from RefSeq and is a predicted model, not a curated record. Lineage: Eukaryota; Viridiplantae; Streptophyta; Magnoliopsida; Ericales; Balsaminaceae. Bases 119 to 904 code for a protein of 261 amino acids.
AGAAAAGAAAAUUAGGUCAAACCUCUUCUUGUUCUUGUUCUUGUUCUUCAUCUUCAUCCUUCUGGGUUUGAGCUCCACAGUCUCCAUUGUUACAGCAAUUGAACAAGUUAAGAUCGCCAUGUCUGCAGGCUUGAAUAGACCUUCAUAUAUAUCCCCUUCUAGGAACAUAAUCAAAACAAUUCAUUUACAUGAUUGGUGGCUGAUAAAUGGGAAUGAUGAAUCUAAUAAUAGAUUAUUAAGAGUUGCUGGAAUUGGAUCAAAAGAUGGAAAAUUGAGAACAGUUUUCUUUUCAGCAGCAAUUUCCAAAAGACAUGAUAUGGUUACACUCGAAACAAUUGAUGGAUUCACGGUUACAUUAACCGGUUCCAUCAACAGAUCUGCAACACGAAAUAAUGGCUUUUCUGUCGAGGUUUGCAAUUGUUUCCAGUUUGGAUUUCCCUCUUACUGGAAAGAUUAUGCUAGUUUUGAAGAAUCAUCAUGUUCUUAUCCAUUGCCGAUGACAAUGGAUGAUAUACCAGUUAGUUUGAUUCGAGAUAAUUUAGUGUUGGGUUUAGGAGGUUCUUCUGUACAAAUGAAGUUUGUGAAUAGUAUUUUUGAUGAUUUGGUUCAAAAUAAUGGCGACGAUAUUACGCAAAGGGAGGAUGUUAAAGUGCAGAAAACGGUUUCAAGGAAGAAUGGGAGUAUGAAAUCUGGCCAAGGAAGAGUUGGUAGUGUGAUGACGAGAAGCAUGUUGAAACAGAAGAGGAAUAAUGCAUCCGAUUCUGACUCAAAAUGCGAUGAUUUUCGAAAAGGAUGGGAUGAAGCUUUGUUAUCAAAUAAUGAUGGUGUUGAAGAAAUUGAAUUAGGCAUGUCUGCAAUUCGAAGAUCUAGUAGGCUUAAAUCUGCUUUAAGGAAGAAGUUAUAAUGAAAAAUAAAAAAAUGUUGUAUCUAAAUUUAGUAUAUGUAUAGUUUUAUCAGAUUUUUUUAUUUCCCUA